Messenger RNA from Prunus avium (sweet cherry), 2827 nucleotides. Lineage: Eukaryota; Viridiplantae; Streptophyta; Magnoliopsida; Rosales; Rosaceae. The record is from RefSeq and is a predicted model, not a curated record.
AUAGGUCCACAACAUUGGGUUAUGUGGCAAUUCGAGGAGACUUGGAUGUGCUUGAUUUUGUGCGUGAGAUACCUGCAUCAAGGGUUCACGGUUUGUACAUCACAGAAAAUCCAGAACCACAUAGAGAUACUGAAGCCUCUGCAGAUGUAUUUAACUUUCAGAAUUUGCUUCAACCAGAAUUGAUACAUGUAGAUGUACAAGAUGAUGUGAACAUUGCUGAUGGUGCCGAUGAUGAAGCUGAAGAGGAAGAUGAGGAGCAGCAGAUAGAUAAGGAAGAAGCUGUAAAUGUUGAUGCAGAGGAUGAUGACGAAGAGCGCCUGCAGUUCAUAGAUAGUGACUAUGGGCAAACAGAUGAAGAACAAGAGAGACAAAAGGGAGCAGAAGAUGACACAUGGUUUGAUACGCAUGUAGUGAAGGAAGCUGCUGAAGAACCACAGAGAGAACCUGGUGAAGUUCCAAGUGAUGACUACAAUUCAGAGGACCUUCUAAGUGUUUCAGAAGAGGGAGAUGAAGUUGAUGAAAAUCCAGGUGUGAAAAAGGUUAGUCGUAGACGAAAAGCUCCUAGGUUCAAGCAAUUCAAAAGGGAUACUGAUUUAUUUAAUCCAGUAUUUCAUAUUGGCAUGGAGUUUGCUAACAUGGAACAAUGUAGGGAGGCCAUAAGAUUCUAUGCAGUUUCAAGUGCUAGGCCACUGAGAUGGGUGAAGAAUGACCCUCACAGGGUUAGGGUGGUGUGUGGAAGUGGAGGAAAGGCUAAAAAAAGGGUUUAGGAAAAAGAAAUGCAGAAAAGAAAAAAAAUGUGUACAAAGUGCUGAAGAUGAUGGUGGAGAAGAAAAUGGAGAAAAUAGUGGAGAAAAGGGUAAAGAAAAGAGGGAUGUCAAGUGUGAUUGGCUGCUAUAUGCAUCUUAUGUGGGCAAAGGGCCUACUACUAGGAUCAAGACAUAUCAACCAAAGCAUUCAUGUGGAAGGAUGCAGAAGACCAAGUUUGCCACUUCUUCUUGGCUUGCUCAAAGGUUUGAUGAGGAUUUGAGAGAUAAUCAUAAUAUGUCUGUGACGGAUUUCAUGAAGAUUGUGAGGAAGAAUUAUGGCAUAGAUAUCACUGCAAACCAGUUUUACAAAGCCAAGAGCAUAGCUAGAGAGAGAAUACAUGGAAGUAUUGAAGAACAGUACGCAAAAUUGUGGGAUUACUGUGAAGAGUUGAAGACAAACAAUCCAGGCAGCACUGUAUUAAUCAAGACUGAUUUGCGUGGGGACAACCCAGUAUUUAAAAGAAUAUAUAUAUGUUUGGGAGCAUUGAAGAAGGGCUUUAUUGCAGGAUGCAGGCCAGUUGUGGGUUUCAAUGGUUGUCAUGUGAAGGGAACUCAUCCAGGACAGAUUUUAUCUGCAGUUGGUAUUGAUGCGAAUAAUGGGAUGUACCCUAUCGCAUUUGCUGUGGUUGAAGUAGAAAAUACCGAGACUUGGACAUGGUUUAUGGAUAUUUUCUUCGCUGAUGUUGGGUGUGAAAAUGGUAAUGGUUGGGUGUUCAUGUCAGAUAAGCAAAAGGGUCUGGGGCAAGCCAUUAGGGAUUUGAUGCCCACUGCUGAACACAUGCAUUGUGUUAGACACCUCCACAAUAAUUUUAAGAUUGCUGGUCACAGUGGACUAGCAUUGAAGCAAAGAUUGUGGGCAGCAGCUAGAUCAACUACAAUACCCACAUUUGAAGCUGAAAUGGAGAAGAUGUUAUCUCAAUCAGAUGCAGCUUACAGAUGGCUUCAGGAAAGGCCAGCAAAUCAUUGGAGUAGGUCACACUUCAGUACUCAUUCUAAGUGUGAUAUGCUUCUUAACAACUUGUGUGAGUCUUUUAACUCAGCUAUUAUUGAAGCAAGGGAUAAGCCUAUUCUGACCUUACUAGAGAGAAUUCGAAGUUAUUUGAUGCUAAGAAUGGCUAGACUUAGAGAAACUGUUUGGACACAUGAUGUUGGUCCUAGGAUUUUUGGAAUUGUUGAGAAGCUAACAACUGAGAGUGCUCAAUGCAUAGCAUCAUAUGCUGGUGGGGGGAAAUAUCAAGUUAAUAACAUCCAUGGUGGAAUGUAUGUAGUGGAUUUGGAGAGGCACACCUGCACUUGCAGAAAGUGGGACUUAUGUGGAAUCCCUUGUUCACAUUCUAUGGCUGCAAUUGCCAGAACAGAGAAGAGCCCUUAUGACUUUCUACAUUCACUUUACAAAAGAGGUGCAUAUGACAGGGCUUAUGAGAGUUAUAUAUCUCCAAUGCCUAGUCAAGAAUACUAGAGAAAAACAGGUCAUAGACCUAUCAAGCCACCUCUUUACCACAAACAACCGGGAAGGCCUAGAACAAGUAGGCAAAAGGAACCUGAUGAGAUACGAAAAAAUGCAACAAAGCUGAAGAGAUAUGGGAUUCUCAUUUCUUGUAAAACUUGUGGAGGUGAAGGUCACAACUCUGCAACUUGUGGAGCUGAAGGUCAUACUGGAGAAAGAGGUGGAAGACAGGAACAAGCUAGAGGCAAGGGAAGGGCAAUAAGAGUUCGAGGCAGGGGAAGGGGAACAAGUAUGCCAAGUGUUCCUGUCAGACAACCAGAUCAAGCUGACACUUCAAUCCAAGAUAGACCUAUUAGAAGAACAAAGCUUGGGGCGAGAAGAGGGGGGCAAAUGUCUGAACUAACAAGGCAUCUUGCUCAAACUGGUGCUACCUUACCAGGAAUUCAAAUUGGGCAUGCUUCUCAACCAAACUCAGAAAAUGUACCUCUACUGAAAAGACCAAGGCCAUGGAGAGUGUAGCUGAGAUUUGCUGAUUUUGGUUUUUUGGAACACCAAAACAUUAGGACUGCUUAUG